Molecule: messenger RNA, 2026 nt
Organism: Paramecium primaurelia
Lineage: Eukaryota; Ciliophora; Oligohymenophorea; Peniculida; Parameciidae
Source: the annotation of a GenBank genome assembly
GAUUUAAAUAUGCUGAGGUUAGUGAGUAAGAAGUCAUUCUCCUCUACAUUUAAUGUGUUGGAUACAUUCAAGACUCUAAAAAGUGUGGUAAUAUACUAAAACAUAUAGAAAGAUUACAGCCCCAAUAAGACAUAUAAGGUCAUAUGUACGAUAAGAUGGUGUGCACAGUUCUAUGACACCAAAUUUGACUUAUCAGGCAUUUGAUGAAGUGCUUCAUGAAUAUUAUGCUGCCUAUUCUGGAAAUCCUUUCCAUUUACAAGUUUACAAUAACUUAGAUAAUAUCUAAACAGUCAACUUUGGUACAGUAGACAAUCCCUGUGUUAUUUUUACUGCUGAUACUCCCUUUAGAUAUGUUGGAUGCACUGGUUUAUAGAAUGAAGAUGAUUAUGAAUAACACGAAAUCCAUCUCUUUAUGUUAAGAGAAGGUCCUUUGUAGAGAUGCCCAAUGUGUGGUCAAGUUUUUAAAUUGGUUAGACUAAGAUAAUAAGAGGAUGAAGAAAUGUCCUACUAUAGAGAUUCAUUCCAUCCUAUUGAUAUUUUUGAAUUGGAUGUAAAUUAAUCAAUCAAUUAUUUUAGAAUGAAAAUGUUUAAUCAAUUAAUAUGCUUAAAAUGUGGACUCAUAGAGAGGCUUCAUUAUUUGAAAGUGCAUUAUAUGAAUAAAAUAUUAUGGUAACAAUGGAUAACGAUGUACAUGAUAGAUUACUUGUUGAUCCAGCUUAUAGAAUGUGGAGAUUUUAACAUGGUGAAGAUAAAUUAAAAUACAUUGAUUAAUAAUUGAAAUAAGCAGGUUAUAAUGAAGAAAGAGUCUAUAGAAAUCCUAAAUACAAAUUACCAAUGUAAAAGGCAACAUAUGCAGCUGUUAUUGAAGCAGAGAAGGUCUUGGCUAUCUAAGAAAGAUUAGAAAGAAAAGUAAAUAGAUUCCAUGUUAGAGAAUAUCUUGAUUUUGCUAAUCAUGCUAGAAGAGAAAGAAGAAUGAGAUUAAGAUAAAAGGAAAGAUGGGAAAAUAAUUAUACUUAUUUCUAUGGAGGUCUUACAGAAGAAGAAUAAUUAUAUAAUGAUUACUUUGAAACUGAUUAAGAAUUAUAUAAAGAUGAUGAAUAAGUUGAAUAAAGAAUUGAUGAGGCUGUUGCUUAAGUUGAUCCUAAGUAUAGUCCUCUCAGAUUUGACUUUUAAGAGGCCUAUACUCAUAAUCCUGAAGAAGAUUAAACUUCACUUCUUGAAAAGAAAUUGUGGAGAUUCAAAUAUAGAUUAGCAUUUGAUUGCACCAAAGAUUAUUAAGUUAGAGAAAGAAGAUUGAUUGAAAGACAUUUGGCAAGAAUGACUAAAGACCCAGAAUAUAUUUCUGUAUUCAAGAAUCUAUAAAAUGCUGUUAAUUCUGAAAAUGAAUUUGCAAUCUUAUAAGCUGAAAAGAACUAUUAUAAUCUCGCAGCUAAAGAAGGAUGUAAAUUUAUUAUAUUAUUUAUUUAGUCCUUUAAUACAAGGACUACUUUGAAGGAGAUUCAUCAGCUGAAAUCGAAUUAGUUGAAGAAUUAUACAAAGCUUCACCUUUAGCAUUCAGCAAAAUCUUUGUUAAUCACUCUGCAAGAUUAUUCUAAUAAGAAGGAUUCUAAAAAUUCCCUAAAAGAGCUUGGAAUGACAGUCUAGGAUUAAUAUAAAAUUAUGUUUUAGAUUUCCAAGAUUUUUCAUCUAAUAUUGUACCAAAAGCUUAAAAAUUGGCUAAUUAUGCUGGUUUAUAAAAUGUAUUAAAAAUAGUUUAUAUUAUAGGUACUACCUGCUGAUGAGUAAGAGUUAGUAAAACUUGGUUUAGAUAAAACUGAAUAAAUUGCAAGAUAAAAAAUUGCAUAAGCUUAAGAAAAACCAUAAUUAAAUGAACCACCUAAAUAAGCAUAAUAAUAAGCACCUCCAAAAGUUGAAUAAGAAUAAUAGAAGCCUUAAUAGUAGUAAUAAUAAUAAUAAUAAUAAUAAUAAAAGAAAGGACCUUUUAACAAAAAGAAAUGAUUAUUUAAUUAUUAAAAUAAAACAAAAU